Messenger RNA from Melospiza melodia melodia, 603 nucleotides. Its product is annotated as UDP-N-acetylglucosamine transferase subunit ALG13 homolog. Gene Ontology annotation, molecular function: hexosyltransferase activity. The transcript has 5 exons. The record is from RefSeq and is a predicted model, not a curated record. NCBI's taxonomy places the organism in Eukaryota, Metazoa, Chordata, Aves, Passeriformes, Passerellidae. Gene Ontology annotation, biological process: dolichol-linked oligosaccharide biosynthetic process. Bases 1 to 603 code for a protein of 200 amino acids.
AUGAAGUCCACGUUCGUCACCGUGAGCACCACCAGCUUCGAUGAGCUGAUCGCCGCGGCCCGCUCCCCGCCUCCCCGCCCGCGCUGCAGCAGCAGUGCCGGGGCGCCUGAGGGCGCCGUGGCGGUUCGGGGGUGCCCGGCGGAGAAGCAUGAAGUGUUGCUUGAGGAAGGGGAGGGACGGCCUGCGCUGCAGAGCCGCGGGUACCAGAAGCUGGUGCUGCAGGCGGGCUGGGGCUCGCUACCGCAGCCGCAGCCCAGCAGCAGCCCGGCCGCGGCGGUGGAAGCGUUCCGGUUCAAGGACUCGCUGGCUGAGGAGCUGCAGAGCGCAGACCUGGUCAUCAGCCACACACGUGCUGGUAGCUGGCUGGAGACUCUAGAGAAUGGAAAACCACUAAUAGUAGUAAUAAAUGACAAGCUGAUGAACCAUCAGCUUGAGCUGGCCAAACAGCUGCACAGAGAUGGCUGUGUCCUCUACUGUAACUGCAGGUAUGGAGCUGCUGGGGCUACAAUGCAGUCAAUGAACUUGUCAGCUUUGAAACCUUUUCCUCCUGGACAGCCAGAAAAGUUUGCUUCAUUCUUGAAUAAAGUUCUUGGGUUACAAUAA